UAUGUAACACAUGUACAAGUUAAACGACCGGACUAAACAUUCGAACGCAUGCAUUACGCGACACAGGAUUUUCAAAUAUGAUUCUACAAAUACUAUUCCUCGCCGUUCUUACUAACGAUGCAUUGGGCAACGUCAAUAUUUUGACGCUAGAAGGCCUUCAAAAAGAGCUGUUGGCUUUAAAGGAAUCGUACAGAUUCGAAAGUACGACGCAAAUGAAAAGAAUUUCACAGCUUGAGGAGAAAUUGGCAAAAAAGGAGGAUGUCAUACUUGCACUGGAAGAUUCAGUUCGAAGGCUAGAGGAAACACUCAAAACUCUAGUACCCAGAACUGACCACGUUGGAUCCAGAGUACACUCAGUCAAAAAGAGACAAAGUGGCGUCAUGCCUGCGUUCUCAGUAUACCUCAGUCACAACAGUAAUUUGGGCGCAGGACAGACAAUUGUGUUCGAUCAGGCAAUCAUCAAUGAAGGUAACGGGUACAAUGUUUACACGGGAAUGUUCACCUGUCCUAUGGCGGGCCUCUACCUGUUCUCGUUCGAGGUUAUGGUAAUGGGGGUGUCGGACAACACUGUAACUGGUGCCUGGGUCGACCUCGUGGUAAAUGCCAGGAACACUGAAGACGGAGCGGUGGAUGCGCAUCACCAAGUCCAGGAGCUACAGGGCGGAAACACUGUGGUUUUACGUCUGAAUGUUGGGGACGCUGUGUGGCUGGCCAACCGAGGCGCGAACGAUCACGUGGACGGAUCAACGGGGUUACAUGCCACUAGCUUCACCGGGGUAUUUCUUCACGCAUGAUCUGGAUGUUUUUAAUAAUAGUACAAUGUCCACGUAAGCAAAGUUUGUGUUUAACUUAAUCAAUACCGCGUUUAGGCACAUUCUAACCCGUAGCCCUUUGAGUACUUUUAGUUCGAUCGAUUACAUCAAAAGCCUCCGGCUUAUUGAGAAACGUUCUAGACAUUUUCCUGGUUGGAACCAUAAAUUGGAGUCUUGUGACAAGAUUUUGAGAACAUUCCAAAAGUGGGUAUCGACGCUGGGACACCGCAAACUUGGAUUUAGUAUUCAUCUGACAUUCUCUGUCAUCCAUCGCUUAGCUGACAUUCUCUGAAAUCUAUAAAUAAUUAAAAAUGUAAAUGAGGACUUUUCUUAACAUAACUGAUAAUAACUGCAGUUAUUUUAAAACUUCUUAUUAUAAACAUUGAUACGUAACUUGUUCAAUAAAGUCGUUAAGGUUGUUACUCUUUCGGUUUAAUACGUGCGGUAAACCUGAUCAAUACAGUUUCACGUUUUAAACUUGACUAACACUCAUAUCGCUCCUCCCUUUUCCCAUGCACUAUUUGGUAGGUGUUCAAUGAUAAUAUCGUGCAUCGAAUGAUGAAAUCUGUCAUUCGACGCUUCACUUGCCAAGGUAGAACAUCUUUGUUAUAUUUAAAAUACACGUUGUAUAUUAUUAUACAUAAAUAUUUGUUCAGCUAA
Molecule: messenger RNA, 1472 nt
Organism: Dreissena polymorpha
Lineage: Eukaryota; Metazoa; Mollusca; Bivalvia; Myida; Dreissenidae
Product: complement C1q-like protein 4
Exons: 5
Coding region: 78-794 (238 amino acids)
Molecular function (GO): protein binding
Source: RefSeq, a predicted model, not a curated record